Messenger RNA from Postia placenta MAD-698-R-SB12, 2454 nucleotides. RefSeq lists its product as hypothetical. Gene Ontology annotation, cellular component: piccolo histone acetyltransferase complex. Gene Ontology annotation, biological process: regulation of transcription by RNA polymerase II. The record is from RefSeq and is a predicted model, not a curated record. The annotation marks the transcript as partial. The transcript has 7 exons. Lineage: Eukaryota; Fungi; Basidiomycota; Agaricomycetes; Polyporales; Adustoporiaceae.
AUGCCCCGAAAUCACAACGCCGGCCCUUCAACCCUUCGAAACCGCAAUCGCGUCACUAACAAAACCCGCCUCAAGGUCAUCACUGAGAGCAUCGAUGCCGACCCGAUCGUACUCGAUGAAGAUGAGGAGAAGAUCAGGGUGGUCUCUACCGCCGGUGUCGAUGCUGAGGAUGCCAAUGAACAUCACCUCCAGGCGGUAUUGUCGGCAGCGGCCACUCGCCAUCAAGCUCAUGCGCGGUCGACACGAGCGGCGUCAGAGAAGGAGAAGACGGAGCCGGCUGCCUAUAUUCCCACGCCAGACAGCACUGGGAUCGUCGGCAAUUAUGAAGAGCUAUAUCCUUCCGGACGAUGGAAGGAUCCCACGACGUAUGUCAAAUUCUCCGACACGGUUGAGGAAUCCAUCUCGUUCUCCCUUACAAAUGGGUUCAUUUUUUAUAUGGAUGAGCGCGACAAAGAGUGGCUUGACAAGAACAAUGAGGAGGCGCGUGGAGAGGGUACCAGUGCGCAGGGCUCAGUCUCAAGCACGAGUACCCGCUCAGGGCGAAGUUCCAAGGCGAAAGGGAAAGACCCUGAGAUUAGCCAGCCUAUCGCAAUGUCGGAAGAUGAGUUCGAGCUGGUUAUGGCAAUAUUUGAGAAAGUAACCCAUGAGAAGACCGAGUUUCUGCACCAUGGACUCGAGCAGGGAACACCAUUUCCGCCGUUCUCAGACUAUCAGGAUACUUUCACAACUGAUUUGCCACCGUCAACGUUCGCUUUAUUCACUAAACCAGCCUCGGUUCCUCCUCCAUCCCAGCUUCUGCGACUGGCUCGGACUGUCUAUCCGUAUUGGCGUGAGCGGCGCAUUGAGCGUGCCGGCCACCCGAUCAUACCCACAGUUAAUCUUGACGAAACGGAUAGCAAAAAUGAGUCUUACAUCUGUUUCAGACGGCGAGAAAUCAAAGCCGUCCGCAAGACUCGCGCUCAACAAGUGACGUAUUCGGACAAGCUGACCCGUUUGCGGGACGAGCUAGACGAAGCGCUCAAAUUGUCAAACUUCCUUAUGAGACGCGAGAAGGCGAAACGCGAGUCUGCCCAUCACGCACACACUGUGUGGGAUAAGCGAUUCACUCUCGCGGAAUUCAAGCGGAAGUAUCCGAGUUUGUGCUCCAAGGAGGACGAUGACCUCUUCUACGACAAGGAGCGGGUGCCCAAGAAGCCGAGACUCGAAUCCACCGCACCUAGAGAGAACGGUGAUCUUGCUUCUCCCACGACUCAUACGGAGCCCCCGAUUCGACCCAAAGAGCGGUGGGCACAGAUCCAGAGUCAGAUUGAGGAUGAGCUGUCUCAGCGAAAAGAGAAGGAUCAUGGUUGGGAAGAUGCAACCGACAAUCCAUACCAGCCUUCUCCUGUUUCUCAUGCAUCGAAGCUUUUCAAGGUCGUUACUGCUGCACGACGUUCAGCAGCAUCUAAAGGUAACGAGAUAGCUCAACAUGACCGGACGCCUCGGGCAGGCCGCUUGCGCUUUGGGCGUGGAGGCCGCAUUCAUCUCGACCGAUGUGCAGUCUUCCGACAUGUAUCACCGUCAGGCUUUCUCGCCGAGGACGGCGAUAACGAGGACGAAACACAGGAGCGCGUUCGAAGACUCACAGAGCGGUGGCGGUACGACGUGGAUGAUGUUCCAGCUGUUGGUCCUGAUGGAUCUGAGGAGAAGGACCGCGGUUUACUUGAUGAUUUCUCGACGAAAUAUCUGGUACACCACGUCGCUCUAUUGAAUGAUCAGGAUUAUUCAUCCCUGACGACGGAUGCAACUAUCACGACCACGUCAAGUGACGGUCGUCCCCAGUCGCAUUUACCAUUCAGGUUCACGAAUCGCAAGGACAUCCCGGGGAUGUCGCAGAGACCAUCACCAAUACCGCUCGGUCAGCCCAUCUCGGCCGUGCAUUCCGCAAGUUCGUCAUUGUCGUUAUCUUCCGUCGGAACCCCCGUGUCUGUGGCUACGUCAUUGAAGAACAUAGCGCCUCCGAAUGUGCCUCACAUGCGCAUAUCAUCGAACGGAGCAAUGCGACCUCCGGGCCUUCCCACAAUCCCAAGCAUGCCUGCCGCCAUCUCAACAUCCCAUACGUCCCCUCAUAAUACACCAUCGGUGCCUGUUGGUCACGUCAACGGCACGCACGACAGCGCUGCGCAAAUCACCGACGGCGUCGACCAAACCGUCCGCUCCCCUGCCCCUAAUGGUCACACGCAGGUUUCGAAUGAUCAAUCUCAGCCGGAUGCGCUUUCAUCUGCGACAACGUCUCUCUCGCCUGUACGCGCCAAGACCCAGGUUCAGCAACCGAUAUCUAUGCCUUCUAUGCACAACGGCUAUCAUAUGACUCCCGUUAAUUCAUACUCCAACCCUAUGCCCACCCCUCAGUAUAUGCAUCCAAGUUCGCGGCCCAAUGUACAGCAAAUGCCGAAUUUCAAGUCCGCCUUCGCG